Messenger RNA from Drosophila kikkawai, 1902 nucleotides. RefSeq names its product transcription factor grauzone. Gene Ontology annotation, biological process: regulation of transcription by RNA polymerase II. The record is from RefSeq and is a predicted model, not a curated record. Gene Ontology annotation, cellular component: nucleus. Gene Ontology annotation, molecular function: zinc ion binding; RNA polymerase II cis-regulatory region sequence-specific DNA binding; DNA-binding transcription factor activity. NCBI's taxonomy places the organism in Eukaryota, Metazoa, Arthropoda, Insecta, Diptera, Drosophilidae.
ACCAAUUGAAACUUUCCGGUGCAACGGGAUUUCUCGUAUAAUUCCAGAAAAAAAUUAAACCAAAAGAAAAUAAAGAAAAAUAAUAUAUUAGAACAACCAAUUGGAGUGACGCUGGGGAGGAUCGGGCGAGAACGCCAGCUUAGCGCCACGCUUCCAGCAACUCACCCCGCCACAGCCAUAUAAAAUGAUUUGCCGACUUUGCCUGGAUGACGCGGUGCACAGCAUCCCGAUCUUCGACCAGGAGGAGGCCGACGACCAGCCGCCGCCCUCCAACCUGGCGGAACUGAUUGAGAAGCACUUGCAGUUGGUCCUGCAGCCGAACGACGCGGUGUCCAGAUGCCUGUGCACCCAGUGCUGGCAGCAAUUGGCCGACUUUGAGCAGUUCUGCACCAUGGUGAUGAAGAAGCAGCUGGGGCUUCAGCACCUCAAGCUGGAGCCCUUCUCCGACGACGACGGAGAGGCCGAGGACACGGAUACAAAGGCGCACAUCCUUUGCGAGCCGGAAAUCGAUGUGAGUCCCUCGGCGGCGGAAAACGAGGAGUACAACGAGAUCGAUGUGGACGCCACCUGCAAUAGUAUCAUCAGUGGACGGACGACAACGCGGCGAAAGGCACGGCUUCCGUCGCCCAUCAGACGCAGCAUGCGUCCUCGGGCAUUGCCAAAACCCAGGGUCGUGAAGACCAAGGCCAAGACGAAACACCAGCUAAACGAUGCGGACGAGGAUGAGGACGCGGAUGGCGACGGCGAUGGCGAGGGGGAUCCCGAGAGCCGGAGCAGCCACAGCCGCGAAAUGGACAGUUACAUAGCGGUGCACGGACGCCUGGAGUGCUGUCUGUGCGGCGGAGACGAGGACCAGUUUCAAAACUUUGCCGAGAUGAAACGGCACUUCCGCAACCAGCAUCAGUCCGCCGGCUACGUGGUGUGUUGCCAGCGGCGCUACAAGAAGCGCGCGCUCUACGUCGACCACCUGCGCAUGCACAACGAUCCGGACUACUUCAGGUGCAAGAUCUGCGCAAAGCAGCUGGUCAGCCGGAUCAGCUACGACGUGCACAUGCUACGCUUCCACUCCAACGAGGACGAGCUGAGCUUCGCCUGCGACCAGUGCUCCAAGCGGUUUUCCAAGCAGUUUCUGCUCACCAUUCACUCGCGGGUGCACCAGCAGGAGCGAAAGGAGCAGUGCAAGCACUGCGACAGAUCCUUCCGCACUGCCGUGGACCUGCGACUGCACAUGAGACGCACCCAUGAUCCCGCCUUCGUGCCCUUCAUCUGCGACUCGUGCGGCGCCAAGUUCAAGACGAAGCAGAACCUGCUGGUGCACAAGCGCACCGUGCACCGCGAGGGCUCCCAGCUGCCGGAGGUGCAGUGCCAGGAGUGCCAGGUGUGGCUGUCCGACGAGAACAGCCUGCGCAAGCACAUGUACAUGCAUCUGGACGCCACCUCGCUGCGCCAGUGGAAGUGCGAGCAGUGUGGCCUGGAGAAGGGCUCGCGGGCGAAGCUGGCGGCCCACAUCCGGUACCACCAUCCGAAGGAGUACCACAAGUGCUCGCACUGUGGCAAGGAGUUCAAGAGCAGCCGCGGUCUCGAGGAGCACACUGCAACGCAUACCGGCCAGGAUCUGUACGAGUGCGCCUUCUGCGAGCGCACCUUCAAAAAUUCUGGGAACAUGCACAAGCACCGUCGCCAGAUGCACGCCGCCCAGGUGGCCGCCCUGCAGCAGCAGAGGAAAGUGCGUCCCAGCAAGCGGAAGGACAAGGGCGAACUGAUGCUGGGCGUCCUGGCCGCGGGCGGCAAGGACAUGCUUGACCCUGCAAUGGGCGCCAACGACCUAAACCUGAAUAUGAACAUGAACGACUGAUCUAAUCCAAGCAGACAGGAAAUGGAAUAAACAUCAAUUAAAAGUUA